Bombyx mori (domestic silkworm) is the source of this 2897-nucleotide messenger RNA. Its product is annotated as G-protein coupled receptor Mth2. Gene Ontology annotation, molecular function: G protein-coupled receptor activity. The transcript has 8 exons. Bases 146 to 1375 code for a protein of 409 amino acids. The record is from RefSeq and is a predicted model, not a curated record. Gene Ontology annotation, cellular component: membrane. Lineage: Eukaryota; Metazoa; Arthropoda; Insecta; Lepidoptera; Bombycidae. Gene Ontology annotation, biological process: cell surface receptor signaling pathway; G protein-coupled receptor signaling pathway.
UUAAGAAUUAAAACCACGCCGCGUCGGUCCACCACGUACAAGUUUGAAGGCUGUCAGAUUCUCAGUAUUGCGCAAACGCCGGUUCUUGUAGUGCGCGCGCGUUCGCUCUGACGCUUAGACGAAUACAAUAUAGCACAAACAAAAAAUGAAUUUAAUUCAAUUAAAAAGUGUUCUUGGCUAUUUAUUUUUGCAUUUCUUUAUGGAAGCAGUGAACAGUAAAAGAUGUUGCCCCCCAGACCAAUACCUCCUCAAAAACGAAACAGUUUGCUGGGAUUCGCAAACGAAUGAAACUUCACAGAUUAAUAUGCCUUGUAAAAAAUAUGUGUUCAUAAGAAAGUUUAUAGAAAGAGAUGGAAAAUUGGUGCUUAUUAGCUUGGGGAAAGAAAUAGGGCCACUGAAUGUUAGUUUUUGUAUUAACGACGUGGCAGUUGGUCAAAGUCGUCUCAACUUGUCAAUAAUCCAAAACGUUGCCGUCACAUGUGCAACCGAAAUAGAUCCGAAAGAAACUGUUUUUGGAUAUUGUAUGAUUGUGUCCGUUAUUUUUCUGGCAAUAACGGUUGCCAUAUACAGUAGUUUUUCGAACUUGCGGGAUCUUUUUGGUAAAAGCAUCAUAAGUUAUUGUGGUAGCAUGGCAAUAGCUUUAGCCUUACUGGCAAUAAUAAAGCUAAUGGCAUAUUCGGAUAUGAGUUGGUGUGCUGUUCGAGGAUUUCUUGCGUACUUCUUUCUGAUAAGUAGCUUUUUCUGGUCAAAUGCUAUUUCAAUACAAAUUCUUCUCUGUUCUAGAGCACCGGCACUAUUUAGUGCCAAAAGUAGCUUCUUAUGGUAUUCCUUAUAUGCUUGGGGGUGUCCUGCUGUUCUCACAAUAUGCAUGGCAAUUGUAAAUUUUCAUCCUGGGGACCAUGCUAAGCCGGGACUCGGAUUAAAUCACUGUUGGUUUGCAAAUGAAUCGCAAAGAUGGUAUUACAUGUAUAGCGUUAUGUCGGUGCUAAUAAUUUUAAAUAUGUGCAUUUAUGUAUAUUGCGCAACACUUGUAUGUCAGAAGCCGUUUUCGUCGGCGCAUAUCAAAGAAAUGCGUUACAAAUUGUGGCUGAUGAUACGUCUUUUGGUGCUGAUGGGAUUGUUUUGGAUCUUCGAAAUGAUCAGUACAUUCACUGAAGCACAUAUUGUGUGGACUAUAUUGGACGUCUUCAACACUUUACAAGGCUUCCUAAUGUUUGUGGUACUUGUGGUCCUGCGUCCGCGCGUUAUCAAAACCAUCCACCAGCGCGGCCUCUUCUUUUGUAUGUCCGGAAUUGUGGAAAAAUGUUUGGCCGUGGUCGAUGAUGCGGAGGACGAAUGUAUCGUGCACACGGAGGUCGCUAUGACCGAUAAAUAGUCGGCCAUAGGCUAGAUGCAGUAUACCACCGGCAUAGAACAAGUUAUUGAAUAGUAUUUAUGUGUAAUGUAAGAGAUUAAGGAUGAUGAGCCUUUAGCGGCAGCUGUAACAUCCGGUUUUCGGAUGCUAUUAAUACUUCUGUGGAUGACGUCAUUUCAUAUUGACUCGUUGACUCACGGCAGUGUCUAGACUGUACUCACAUCCAAGUAGACAGUAACUGGUCGUUUACUAAUGUUAUCAAUAGCGUUUCUUAUUAUAAAGAUUUAUAAUAAGAGAUAAAAAUAUAUUUUAAUAAGGAUCCCUAACCAUAAUUUCGCUAUGUGGUAAUUUAUAAUGAUUUGAUCUGACAAUCAGCCAAAUUUUUGAGUGCUAUUAAUUCUACAUUACUUAUUUUAUUAUGGUAAUGAUAAUUAAAUUAAUUCGUAUCGUGUAUGUCCGUAUCUACGAAUGUAGACCAUAAUAAAUGUAAGCAUAAUAAAAUCAUAAUAAUAAUAUCUUUUUUUUUUUUUUUUUUUUUUUUUCAACUUAUAUGUCAGUAUGACACUCUUGUUGAAUGUCAAAAUACAAAUAACAAUGUUAACUCUACCACCGGUUCCAAAAAAAGCCAGUCCUGAGAAGAACCGGCGAAACAAACUCAGCGGGCUUUUUUUUUUGUUUUUUCUCAAAUAUUUUCUUUUUUUUAAAUAAAUAAAAAUAUUUACAAUAAAGGAAAAAACAAGUAAAAAAUACAAUUAAAAAAUAAUAAUAAUAAUAAUGAAACUUAUAGAUUAUAUCAGGAUCAUUAAAGGAUAUUAAAGGAUCAAAAUAAAAAAGUCAAACUACUAGUCUAUAGUAAUUAUGUAUUUGAUUGUUAAAAAAUUGCGUAUUGGGUCAUGAUUGCAUUGGAUAUAAAGAACUUCUCUAAAAUAUGAGAGGGCAGUAAUGCAUUUUGAUUAUUUAUCUAUAAACUUAAGAACAAAUAGCGUAUUAUAUUAAGUAGCUUCUCUAGAUAGUGUUAUACAAAAUUUUAAUAAAAAAGAAAACGGAUUUCAAAUAAAAUGAGACUAUCACCAAUGUAGGCGAUGUGAAUAUAUGCAUUAUUAAGGAUAACUAAGGAUAAAAGGAAACUACUAAUUAAAUCUUGAUAAAAAGGGACUACAGAAGCAUUAGCCUUCAAAUAAUAAUAAAAAAAACACCAAACUCGGUCAACCUAGAAAGAAGUUCUGAGGGAACAGACUUAUAAAUAGAGCCGAAUUAAUACCUAACCUCCUCCUUUUUUGAAAUCCUUUAAAAAAGGAUUUGACCGUUAACAAGAUUCCGUGUUUAUAAUUAUUAGUUAUACAAGUAAUCUUUACAACAUUAUUUGUUAAUACAUAAACAGCUUGGCUAAUUUAUUUGGAAUAUGUAAUAGCUUUUUAUUAUUCAUUUUAACAAUUUAGUUUUUAAGGCAAGAAUAUGUGACAAAAAACUUAGUUUGAAUUAGGAGUAUAUUGUAAUUUAAUGUCUGAUAAAAGAAAAGAAAAAAAAAACACAAAGAAUAAAA